Messenger RNA from Lingula anatina, 2172 nucleotides. RefSeq names its product protein downstream neighbor of son homolog. Gene Ontology annotation, biological process: nuclear DNA replication. Gene Ontology annotation, cellular component: nucleus. Lineage: Eukaryota; Metazoa; Brachiopoda; Lingulata; Lingulida; Lingulidae. The record is from RefSeq and is a predicted model, not a curated record.
AUUUGGAGCAAUAGAUCAUGAAUUUAUCUAAAUCGAGACCAAGUUAAGCGAGAGUUAUAUGAAGACAUUACCCGCGGGAGUUCGGUUUUAGAUCUACACUGGUAACAUCAACAUCAAGUGGAUAAACGAUUUUAUUUGCUAAUGGAUAUGGCCCUAGAAACUACCAACUCUGAAACCAGCACAGAUGGGUCACCACCUAAGUGGAAAAAUCCAGCAGAGGUGAUGAAGAUGAGGAAACGGAAGAAAGCGAAGACUGCUGGACUAGAAUCCCAACGGGUGGUUCUCAAACCACACAAUGUCCAAAAUCUUUCAUUGAAAAAUGACACAAAAAAUUUGAAAAGGAGAAAUCCAUUUAGCUGCACGGACUCAGUUAGUAAUAAAAGGCUCAAUGCACCUGAUAGUUACAUGAGGUCUACUGAACCUGUGAUAGAUGCCAGGUUGUUUUCAGUACUAGAUCAAGAUCAGAUCUCAGAAACUGAUGGAAUUGACCAUGCUUUAAAAACCACAACAGAGUCACUUCUACAAAGGAAUGAUGGGUCCAAAAGUUCAAAUUUGAGAAUAAACUCCUUUCCUCAGGUACCUGUUAAACCAGAUGAAACGCAGCAAAGAGAAAAAAGCUUACCCUGUGAUUGGAGUUUACGCCUUAAAAUGAGGUUUACAUCCCCUAAGUCAUUUGCCUGGUGUGGAGCUUUAAAGGGCAAUGAGGAAGCCAGUGGGAUUGUCAACUUUACUUGUUGUAACCCUCAUAAGGGGUCAGCACUGAAGGACAGCACGUUGUCAGGGCUCCGGUUCCAGGAGGCGUGCAUGUACUGGAUCCACCCUAACAUUCCUUGGCUCAGGAUGUUUCCAAGGAUAACAGGAGAUGUCAAAAUAAGUAAUCCUAAUACUCUUACUGUUGAUGAAGAUAUCAGAAAACAUUUGUUGGCAGAUUGGAUUGAAAGCUUCACUUCAGUGUUUCAGCUUGUCAGGGCAAAUUUGUGUCCCUAUUUCUACGUAUGUACACAUCAGUUCAGUGUGCUGUUUCGUGCAGCAGGGAUAGGUGGCAGCACUGACAUGGACGCUAUUCUCACACCCUCUACUCGAGGUUUAAGGGAGGCAAUGCAAGCUGAAGGAAUAGAAUUCACCUUGCCCCUUAGACCAGCUAGACAAAGCAGCAGUAACCAAAUACCCAAUUCCCAGGCAAACGCUGAAGGUGAACAAAAGGACAAAGUAUCUGCUACUGAUGAAAGUGCCAGUAGAAGUCCACUAGCACCAGAAGAUGAUGCAGCAGAAGAUCACGUAGAAGAAGAUAUAGAGGACACAGAUGGGGGUGCACAAACAUGGCUUGAGAGUCUAGGCGUGGAUAAAACCAAGUUUCCUGAACUGGAGGCUACAAAAGUCAAACUUCAGCGUGAAGGUUUCCGUGCCAUUGACAAUAGACCAGAGUCUACAGUAUAUGUGGAAGGCAAUGAAGUGCAGGCUCUGUAUAACUUCCUGUUGAACUGCAAAAGCUGUAUAGCCAAUACUGGUGCUCAGACUGGGAUUCCGCCCACCAUCCUGUCCCCUGUGGCUUUUAAGGGAGCUACUUUGAAGAGUUUAAAAGUUCAUCAAGGAAAAGUUCGACAACAGGCCACAGAUGGCAGCACCAACACAGUUUUCAUGGUGGAGGUAGUUGGUCCCAUCCUCCCUCACACACUAUUCAAACUGUGCAGACUCUUUGAAAGCUCACAGGAACAGCAAUUUUCUGCUGUCUGUCAUGUACAUGAGCCAACGGUGCCUUUCAAUGGCAUUAUGACUGUCAAAAAAUCUGGUAGUUUGGAUACCGUUGUUGAUCCAUUGGAUGUUGAACACUAUAUCAAGGAUGGAAAAAACAUAGAAAAACAGGCAAUUCGAGAAAUAGCUUGUGAUGGGUUAUUGUAUUCCUGGACAAUGACUUGAAUUCAUGGUACACCUUGAACUGUUCCUUCAUUUGAAAAUUUGUGGUUUUACUCCAUUUUUAAUAAUUGAAUGUUUACCAGGCUCUUUUAUUAAUGAUAAAAAUUAUUUAACAUAUUGUGAAUAAUAUACUGUUAUAAACGAUUUUAAACUUGUAAAUUCAUGUAGAUAAUUUAAUACAUAAAGAAAUGCUCUCAAUUUUAUUUUGUUGUGAUAUGUUCAAAUUUAUAUGAAACUCAUAACCAAUCUAUUUUUCAA